Apodemus sylvaticus (European woodmouse) is the source of this 2968-nucleotide messenger RNA. RefSeq names its product zinc finger protein 239-like. The transcript has a single exon. Gene Ontology annotation, biological process: regulation of transcription by RNA polymerase II; central nervous system development. The record is from RefSeq and is a predicted model, not a curated record. Gene Ontology annotation, cellular component: nucleus. Gene Ontology annotation, molecular function: DNA-binding transcription factor activity, RNA polymerase II-specific; RNA polymerase II cis-regulatory region sequence-specific DNA binding. Lineage: Eukaryota; Metazoa; Chordata; Mammalia; Rodentia; Muridae. The coding region runs from base 1 to 1005 and encodes 334 amino acids.
AUGGAACUUGCGGCGCCAGAAGUGACCAGGGAGAAUCUAGAUGGGGAGAAGCUGCUGGAGAACCCGGCAUCAAAAUUCCCGGGAGCGCCCCUGGAUCGCGAGGCCGCGCCUCAUGAGCGCCCCCUCCUGGCGCGGCCGGAACAGCCAGCCUCCGAGGGAAAAUUGCUGGACAGGCGGUACUUAUGUAGGUCAGGCUCUGCCCCUGAGGAAGAAGCCUUUGCCAAGACCAGUGAUCCUGCAGUCCCUAAAGCUUUCAAGUGCAGGAGUUGUGGGCUGGCGGUACCCAGCCUCUCUGACCUCAUUCACCAUCAAAGCAGCCAUGGGUGUGACCGACCUUACAGCUGUCCAGAGUGUGACAAAAGCUUCCGGCGUGGUUCAGAUCUGGUUAAGCAUUACAGAGUUCACACUGGUGAAAAACCAUACUCCUGCCCAGAAUGUGGCCGUUGCUUCAGCCUCAGCUCUAAUCUCGCACAACACCGGCGUUCUCACUCGGGUCUCCGGCCUCAUAAGUGCAUGGAGUGCGGAGAGGCCUUUGGUCGUAGUGCAGACCUAGCAAAACACCAGCGAGUGCACACUGGGGAAAAGCCCUAUGCUUGCGCUGAGUGUGGUAAGACUUUCAGGGUUAGCUCCAACCUGAUCCAGCACCAGCGUACUCACACUGGUGAGAAACCCUACCGCUGUGGACUCUGUGGCAAGAGUUUCAGCCUGAGCUCUAACCUUUUACAGCACCAGCGCUGUCACACAGGUGAGAAGCCCUACUUCUGUGCCUGGUGUGGAGAAAGCUUUGGACGCAGUUCCUAUCUGCUGGAACACCAGCGUUCACACACGGGUGAGAAGCCCUACAAUUGCUGUGAGUGUGGCAAGAACUUCACCAACAGCUCAAACUGCCUACGGCACCAGCGCACUCACAAUGGAGAACCACCCUUCAGGUGUCUUGAAUGUGGUCGUGGCUUUGGCGAGAUCACCAUGUUCACUGAACACCAGCGCAUCCAUUUGAGCAAAUGACCUUUCCAGAAUGUGGCUAAAAUCUUACAUCCCAGCUCCAUCAGUGUUCACACAUGGGCAAGAAACCCUAGAAGUUCCCUGAUUGCAGCUAGUAUUUUGUGGACAACACCAGCAUAUGCACACAGGCAAAAGCCUUAUAUUUGCAGGAGGUUUGCCAAGAGCUUCAGUCAGAUUUCCUACUUGCUCUUCUACCAGGUGACCAACGUUAGCAGGAAGACCUCCAUGUGCCUGUAAUAUGGCAAGGCCUUUUCCCACAACUCUUAACCUUGUUUAGCACCAGUGGAUGGUCCAAGAUGAGAGCUUCUGCAGUUAUCCCUGGCUUCAGUUUUAGCCCAAACUUUGUCUCUGGGUUUGGGUCAGUCCUGAGAAGCCUGAAGGGACCAGGAGUUUUUUUAUUUGUUUUGUUUUUUUCCAUCCCUAAGGUGACUUAAUUAAGGGUCAAUAAUAGGGUUCACAAAUGGCACCUGGGUUGAGCCACAGGCUAGAUGAACAGCACUAGAGCUAUGUCAGCCUUCAGAGAAACAAGAUUUAAAUGCACACACAAACGUCCUGUUCUCUGAGAUUUCAUUCAGAAUCUCCAUUAGCUAGAAGGAAGUUUUUAGAUGCUCAAAACCACAUAGCUCUUGCCCCAGCUGGAGAUUGGCUAACCAUAACAAAAACAGCUACUUUUUCUCUAGAGGAAAAUGAUUAUAAUCCAGGCAAAGUCCAUGUGAGGACUCCAGUAGCCAGAGGUUGGAGGAGUACCAGAGGGGGUGAUAAAAGGAUAUGUCCUGGCAAAGGGGCGGAGCAUUUGACCUUGGGAUUGUUACAUAAACUCUGGGCAUAGGAUUCCAUUCAAGGAAUUCUUCACCACUUAUUAACUACCUUUACUGUUUACACUAGGGUGGUAGAGACUAUGGUAGAAACAAAGAAAUAGAUGAGUUUGGGAUAUUUUAUGGUAUUGCUAGGCAGGGGCAAAGGCCCAAGAUUUGUCACCUGGUUCUUCAAUCCCCUCCCUUAAAAGUCCCCCUGCCCCCCCCCCCCCCUUACUCCCAUCAGUGGAAGAAUAGUGAAGACCUCUGGACUUUGGAUAUUCAGUGUGGCCUUUUUGUCUGCUAUAAAAGAGGUUGCCCAUACAAACAUAUUUCUACUGCUAACGUUAUUAUAUAUGGGAGUCACGAGGUUUCCCAGAGUACCACAUCGUCUUUAAUUUGAGCAGAGUCCAAACAAUGAGGGACUGCUUGUUUUCCCGAGAGGUACACUUGUGUGCACCACAUGCAUACAAGUGUCUCCUCAACCUUUUGUGACAGAAUAUUCAUCCUUAACUGCAGACUCCCUGCCCUCCAAUUUUGCUGUUUAUCAAGCUUGCUGUAUUUAGAACUGUGUCUGUAUAGAGUAAGAGGCUAAAAGAAGAGAACCAGGUUAUCCAGCCUCAGUUUCUAAGUGAUUAGGUUUGUCUCUAGUUGUGUGACUCAUUACUUUUUCUGGGUCAGUUUCUUCAUCUGUGAAAUGUGCAGUCUACCUCACCAGGCUGUGAAUAUUCCAUGGAUAUACCAACUUUCAUGAAGUGCCUGGUUAGGGGAGUGGCUUAGUAAGCCUCAGAAAGCAUCAAGGCAGCUCAUGGAUCAGCUUCUAAGAUUGCAGAAGUGAACUAGACACUCCUGGAGUAGCCUAUUUUCCAAUAAAGGCAAUGGAACAGUAACAGUGAAUGAUGCAGCCAUUGGAGAUGGGUGUCACCUGGAGCAAAUCUGAAAGGCAUGACCUAGGUGAUACCUAAUGAACAGCUCUGGCUCUUCAAACUGUGGGGGAAACUUACUCCAAGCAGGAGUAAGUAAUUAAAGAAAUUACUUGAAAUUGUUUUCAAGUACAACAGUACUUGGGAAAAAAAAGAAAAACACAACCCCUGGGUUGGAGUUGAAUAUCUAAGUAUAGCACAAACAUAAUUGGCACUCAAUAAAUAGUUGUUAUGGUUUGGUUCUGUUUA